UGUUCCGAAGGGGUCCUUCGCCGACACUCGGCACGGAACGAGGACGGAGUGAAUCGCUCAAAAUGCCGACUGUCAGCGUGAGAAAAGACCUGCUGUUCCAGGCUUUGGGCAGGGAGUACACUGACGAUGAGUUUGACGAGCUUUGCUUCGAGUUUGGACUGGAGCUCGAUGAGAUCACGUCCGAGAAGGAGAUCAUCAGCCGUGAGCAGGGAGAGGUCAAGUCCGAGGGAGCAUCUGACAUCAUCCUCUACAAGAUUGACGUGCCAGCCAACCGCUACGACUUGCUGUGCCUCGAGGGCCUGGUCAGAGGGCUUCAGGUCUUCAAGGAGAGAGCAUUGACCCCACGGUACAGGCGUGUGUGUCCUAGUGGCAACCCACACAGGCUGAUCAUCACAGAGGAGACGGUUGCAGUUCGACCCCAUGCAGUUGCUGCUGUGCUGCGCAACAUCGCCUUCACCCAAGAGAGAUAUGACAGCUUCAUUGAGCUGCAGGAGAAGCUGCACCAAAACGUGUGUAGGAAGAGAGCCCUUGUGGCUAUCGGCACCCAUGACCUGGACACCAUCUCUGGGGUGUUUACCUACACAGCAAAGCCUCCCGGGGAUAUUCUGUUCAAACCCCUGAACCAGACCAAGGAGUACACUGCCAUCAAGCUCAUGAGCCUCUAUAAGAGUGAUAGUCACUUACGGCACUAUCUUCACAUCAUAGAGGACAAGCCAGUGUUCCCUGUUAUUUAUGACAGCAAUGGCAUUGUUCUCUCCAUGCCCCCCAUCAUUAACGGGGACCAUUCUAAAAUUACUCUGAACACGAAGAAUGUUUUCAUAGAGUGCACAGGCACAGACCUCACAAAGGCAAAGACAGUGUUGGACAUCAUUGUGACUAUGUUCAGUGAAUACUGCAAAGAGCCAUUCACUGUGGAGGAGGUGGAGGUGGUCUAUCCAGAUGGAAAAACAUUGAUCUAUCCGGAGUUGGCCUACAGGACAGAAACAAUUACAGCAGAUUUCAUCAACAAAGCAGUUGGCAUUAAUGAGUCUGCAGAGAGCGUUGCCCAGAUGUUGACACGCAUGUGUCUCCGGUCUGAGGUGAUGGGUGACCACAUUCAGGUGGAGAUCCCUCCGACGCGGUCCGAUGUCAUCCAUGCCUGCGACAUAAUGGAGGAUGCUGCUAUUGCCUAUGGCUUCAACAACAUCAUCCACACAACGCCACACACUUACACUGUAUCCAACCAGCUCCCAUUGAACAAGCUGACAGAGCUGCUCAGGCAUGACCUUGCAGCCAGUGGAUUCACGGAGGCCCUAACAUUUGCUCUGUGCUCCCAGGAAGAUAUUGCUGACAAGCUGGGAAAAAAUAUUACUGACAUUGAAGCAGUACACAUUGCCAACCCCAAAACUGCUGAGUUUCAGGUAGCACGAACAACUCUCCUGCCUGGCCUGCUGAAGACUGUGGGUGCAAACAAGAAAAUGCCUCUCCCUCUAAAGCUGUUUGAAAUUUCUGAUGUUGUACUGAAGGAUGAGUCAAAAGAUGUGGGUGCCAGAAACAACCGUCGCCUUUGUGCUAUAUUCUACAACAAGACCCCUGGGUUUGAGGUCAUUCAUGGUCUGCUUGACCGGAUCAUGCAGCUGUUAGAGGUCAAACCAGGCCAAGGGGAGGGCUAUCGCAUCCAGUCUGCCAGUGAUGCCACCUAUUUCCCUGGUCGCUGUGCUGAAAUAUUUGUACGUGAUAAGAGCAUUGGACGGCUUGGAGUUCUACACCCAGAUGUCAUCAGUCGCUUUGAGAUCACCAUGCCCUGCUCUGCCCUGGAUAUUGACAUCGAGCAUUUCCUAUGAGACUUUUAUCACUCUUACCAUGCAGCUCUUACUUCCCACACCCUAAUUCAGUACAAGAAAUCCAAGCCCAAUCCUCACGUUUUCCCACCCAAGCACCAAUAUCUUAAUACAUAAAUGUAAACAUGUCACUGGUGCUCACUGUAUUACUUUCGACAGCCACACUCUAUUUCGACUCAUCAGUUUGUCCCUGGAAACCAAAGUGGAGGGGUGGGAACAGCUGUGGUUGUUCCAAAAAACCCUUUACUUUUGGUCAGCUAACAGAAAAACAGAACUUUGUGCUUGCUACUCCUUAACUGCACCAUUCUAUCAUAUUAGUGAUAAGGUCAUAGGAAUGUAUCAGUUCAGCCUGUUUUCUGUUCUUCCCUGUAAAGUUGUGAAUGUGCUUUGAAUCAAAACCCAGUGAGGGUCAAUGCCAGUACACAUUACGGGGAGCCGAUUUACUCAUGUUACUAUAGUUGGCUCUGUAAUCGUAAAUAUGCCUUCAGAUGUUUGUGGCUUAAGGUGAGAAUCACUUUAAAAGUAUUUCUGUAUGAAAUUGUAAUCGAUCAUCUAUGACAACAUUUUAGGCUUCACUGACAAUACAAUCACUGGAAACUGUCAAAACUCACAUGCUUCUGAAUAGCUUCUGGUACUCUUUGUUUAUACAGCUGGGUUAUUGUAUCAGCUCAGCCACUUAGAAGUUACAUACAAAUAAACUUUCAAACAGACUUCUCCUCCACCCUUUACUGUAAAUUGAGGAGCCAGUUUACAAAUAAAAGACUCCUAGGUCUCCUA
Messenger RNA from Scleropages formosus (Asian bonytongue), 2597 nucleotides. It is a transcript of the gene farsb, whose product is annotated as phenylalanyl-tRNA synthetase subunit beta. Gene Ontology annotation, molecular function: RNA binding; magnesium ion binding; ATP binding. The record is from RefSeq and is a predicted model, not a curated record. NCBI's taxonomy places the organism in Eukaryota, Metazoa, Chordata, Actinopteri, Osteoglossiformes, Osteoglossidae. Gene Ontology annotation, cellular component: phenylalanine-tRNA ligase complex; cytoplasm. Gene Ontology annotation, biological process: phenylalanyl-tRNA aminoacylation. The transcript has 17 exons. The coding region runs from base 63 to 1823 and encodes 586 amino acids.